GCCCUCAGAUUCCUUCUUCUCCUUCGAUUUUAGUUCUUCAGCUUCUCUAUUGUUUCCUCAAAUUUCGAAUCUUUCACUGUAAUUUUCCGUUCUAAUGGCUAUUAAGGGUGAGAAACCAUCGAAGCGCACCACUAAUCCUGGUGUUAGAGUCGUCGGAGGAAGAAUCUACGAUUCCAGUAAUGGCAAAACCUGUCACCAGUGUCGACAGAAGACGAUGGACUUCGUUGCGUCUUGCAAGGCAAUGAAGAAGGACAAGCAAUGUACCAUUAACUUUUGUCAUAAGUGUUUAAUAAACAGGUAUGGUGAGAAUGCAGAAGAAGUAGCAAAGUUGGAUGACUGGGUAUGUCCUCAGUGUAGAGGCAUCUGCAAUUGCAGUUUUUGCAGGAAGAAACGGGGGCUAAAUCCCACUGGGAUAUUGGCACACAAAGCUAAAGCCAGUGGAUUAGCUUCAGUCUCUAUGCUUCUUGAAGUUGAGGGGCAUGAUAACUUUGCUUAUCAGAAGAAGCCAAAACUGAAUGAUGAUUCUAUGGAAGGUAGUAGUGGGAAUAGUGAUUCUGUUUCUGGGAUAGAUGCUGAAGUAGCUGAUGUUGCCAAGGAAAAGAAAAAAGUGGUGGGCAAGAGCAAGAAAGCCAAAGCCACUCACAAGCUGAAAGAGGAGAUUCAGUUUGAGGCUCAACUGCCACAGGGUCUUAGCUUGAAUUCUGUUUCAGGCAUUGUUAUACCAACUGAAGAAGCUGGAAAUGUAUUCCAGCUUUUUGAGUUUUGCUCAGCCUUUGGAAAGGCUCUUGAUUUGAAGGAAGGACAAGCUGAAACUGUUGUUCGUGAGCUCUUCUCAUGUGGGCGUAACACAAGGAGACAACAGUACUGCUCUAUUAUCCAGCUGAUGAUCCAAUUGUUGGAUUUAAUAUCACAGGAUAGAGAAAUGUCCUUGUCUCUAAGUGUAUCUGACAGCAGUUGGUUCACUGCUCUUGGAGAGAUCUUAUUGCAGUCAGAAGUUUUGAGUGAUGUGUUCCCACCUGAAACUUUUAAAGCAGGUGUUGCUGAGUAUGAGAAGAUGGAUGCAUCAAGAAGGCUCAAGCUUCUCAACUUCGUUUGUGAUGAAUCACUUAGCACCUGGGCAAUGAGGAAUUGCAUUAAGAGCCAGAAGUCUGAGUGUAAAGCAAAUGACAAAGUAGCUAAACAAAAAGCUGCAGCCGCAAAGGAAAAGGAGAAGCAGCUCAAACAGAAGUUGGAAGGUGAUGUUGCCAAAGCCAUUAUGAAGAAAAACGGAGCUCCAUUGUCCAUUGAGGAACACAACGCAAUUCUGUCUCAAAUAAGAGCUGAAGCUAAAGAAGGUCAUGAUGAAUUGAUGGAGGCAAAGGGCAUGGCAGCUGGAACGAUGCGUAUAUGUGAUGCGCGUAGAACUGAACCAAUCAUGGUGGAAGAUAAUGGUCUUGUUCUCUGGAAAUUGAACUGCUAUGAAGAAGAACCAAAUUUUUUGCUUCAAGAUCUAGGAACAUUUGAUGGUUUAUGUCCACAUGAAAAAUGGUUAGCUUUUAAGCCUGAGCAGAAACCAGACAUAGAGAACUAUAUCUCUUACAAGAGGAGAAAAGUGAUGCAAACACAGAAGAACACAAUUGUGGAAGUAUAAGAAUCAGAAUUCAGCACCAAGUCCCAACAAAAAGCUGAACAACCUUGAAGGUUUUUGUAUGAGAAAUUGAGAAGACCAUUAUGAAACUCAUUUCUUAUUCUCUUUUGGUUUUUGUCUUCUCUGGUUAAAUCCGGUUUAAUCAUAUUGCAUAGAUCGAUUGUAAACUGGUCAAGUUUUUUGGUCUAAUGAAAACCGAGUAUGAUA
Molecule: messenger RNA, 1834 nt
Organism: Arabidopsis arenosa
Lineage: Eukaryota; Viridiplantae; Streptophyta; Magnoliopsida; Brassicales; Brassicaceae
Source: the annotation of a GenBank genome assembly